CAAACAGAAAGAUCGGAGAUAAAUCAAAAAAGGAUUAAAGCCAUGAAUGCGAAUUAUGUGAUGGUUCUUGUUAUAGCCAUGGCAGCAACGGGAGUACUAAUGGUACACGGAGCAGAAGGUGCAGAAUAUGUAGUAGGAGACGACUUGGGGUGGACGAUUCCUCCUCAUGGCGCUGCCGAUUUUGAGUCAUGGGCUUCCUAUCAUAGCUUGACAGUCGACGAUAUUCUAGUGUUCAAGUUUGCAGCAGGAGAACAAGACUUGGCUUUUGUAAGCAAGGAAGAUUUUCUCACUUGCAACACGGCGAAUCCCUUUCAUGUUUUUGACAACCAAACUACAUUCAAAUUUCUUUCCAAAGUCAGAUUCUUUUGCACCAGCACCUUCGCCGGCAACUGCUUCAAGGGCCAAAAAGUAGUCGUUGAUAUGGGUCCUGCUGUGGAUUCCACUGGUGAUAUUUCUCCUAGUCCAAGUCCAAGUUCUGCUGAAGCUUCCUGAAAAAUUUGUGCCUCUCUAAAGUAGAUGGAUACUCAA
Messenger RNA from Rosa chinensis, 528 nucleotides. RefSeq names its product early nodulin-like protein 1. The record is from RefSeq and is a predicted model, not a curated record. The transcript has 2 exons. Gene Ontology annotation, cellular component: plasma membrane. NCBI's taxonomy places the organism in Eukaryota, Viridiplantae, Streptophyta, Magnoliopsida, Rosales, Rosaceae. The coding region runs from base 43 to 492 and encodes 149 amino acids. Gene Ontology annotation, molecular function: electron transfer activity.